Hibiscus syriacus is the source of this 1298-nucleotide messenger RNA. RefSeq names its product cysteine proteinase COT44-like. Gene Ontology annotation, cellular component: lysosome. Gene Ontology annotation, molecular function: cysteine-type endopeptidase activity. The transcript is spliced from 4 exons. The coding region runs from base 50 to 1147 and encodes 365 amino acids. Lineage: Eukaryota; Viridiplantae; Streptophyta; Magnoliopsida; Malvales; Malvaceae. The record is from RefSeq and is a predicted model, not a curated record.
CCUUUCCUCUCCAACAAUACAAACACACAAAUCCUUUUCGAAACUUCCUAUGGAACUACCCAUUUCCACCUUUCUUCUCUCCUUCUUCUUAUUCUUCCUCACCUUCGCUUCUUCAUCAUCGACCUGGAGAAGCGAUGAUGAAGAAUUGGGCUUGUACAAAUCAUGGCUCAUCAAACACGCCAAAGCCUACAACGGUAUCGGAGAAGAAGAGAAGAGGUUCGAAAUUUUUAAGGAUAAUUUGAGAUUCAUUGAUGAACACAAUCUUAAUUCCAAGAACACUACAUUCAAGCUUGGGUUGAAUAAGUUUGCUGAUUUAACUAACCAAGAGUACCGAGCCAAGUUCUUAGGUACCAAGACUGACCCUAUGCGUCGAGUCAUGAAGUCCAAGAACCCUAGCCGCCGUUAUGCUUACCGUUUCGGUGAGAACUUACCGGAUUCGGUUGACUGGAGAGAGCAUGGAGCUGUUAGUCCGGUGAAAGAUCAAGGAUCUUGCGGAAGUUGCUGGGCGUUCUCAACGAUUGCAGCAGUGGAAGCCAUAAACAAAAUUGUGACUGGGGAACUUAUCUCUUUAUCGGAACAAGAACUCGUAGAUUGUGACCAAUCCUACGACUCUGGUUGCAACGGUGGCCUAAUGGACUAUGCCUUCCAAUUCAUCAUCAACAAUGGCGGCAUCGACACUGAAAAAGACUAUCCUUAUCUCGGCUUUGAUAACCGAUGUGAUCCAGCAAAAAAGAAUGUUAAGGUUGUUAGCAUUGAUGGGUACGAGGAUGUUAUUCCAAAUGACGAGAACGCUUUAAAAAAGGCCGUCGCCCAUCAGCCUGUGAGCAUCGCCAUUGAAGCCAGUGGCAGAGCUUUCCAAUUCUAUGAAUCGGGAGUUUUCAAUGGAGAAUGCGGGUCGGCUUUAGACCACGGUGUGGUGGUGGUCGGAUACGGCACCGAUGAAAACGGCGGAGACUACUGGAUCGUGAGGAACUCAUGGGGCAGAGAAUGGGGUGAAAAUGGAUCUAUAAGGAUGGAGCGUAAUAUUGUUAAUGGCAAUAUUGGAAAGUGUGGCAUUGCAAUGGAGGCUUCAUAUCCAGUUAAGAAUGGGGGAAAUAUCAUCAAACCUUACCACAAGGAAAGCACUGAACAAAUCAGUAGUGCUUGAAUUCUUUUCUGCAAUUGAAGACCAAGACUGAGCAAGUGAUGAUGCUCGGACAUUGUCAUUGUGGUGUAUAUAUUUGUUUAUCAAGCACACCAGAUGGGAAACUGGUAUUGGUGUGACUUAUGAUUCAUGCAAUUUCAAUUCCAAAGUCUUU